Molecule: messenger RNA, 129 nt
Organism: Racocetra fulgida
Lineage: Eukaryota; Fungi; Glomeromycota; Glomeromycetes; Diversisporales; Gigasporaceae
Source: the annotation of a GenBank genome assembly
UCUAAAAAUUCUAAAUUUAUAUAUAGAUAGCUCUUUAGAAAAUGAACUUGAAGUGGAAAAUAAUCAACAAUCAAUACCUACUAUACCUCUUAUGAAGGUUAUUUCAGCUAAACAAAGUGUUGAAGCUGG